Fusarium poae is the source of this 450-nucleotide messenger RNA. RefSeq lists its product as uncharacterized. The transcript is spliced from 3 exons. The record is from RefSeq and is a predicted model, not a curated record. Bases 1 to 450 code for a protein of 149 amino acids. Lineage: Eukaryota; Fungi; Ascomycota; Sordariomycetes; Hypocreales; Nectriaceae.
AUGACGAAUGCUCCUGGAACCCAUCGCCAGAAUCACUCCUCAGAAGCAGUCUUGAGCCAGUUCACAUUCAAGACAAGCGGUGUUCAAUCUCGAAGUCUUACCGGCCGACAGACCAGGCAGUCUUUCUCUCCAAUUGUCAGAGACCUUGCCACGUUGUUUAAAAAGUUCACAUGGAACACGGCUUCUUGCGCCAUUCUAGCUCAAGCACACGAUGUGUAUGAUUUCGGUUACAAUCUUGUCAUCAAGGCAUCCCUCGUAUUUAACACGGUAUUUGGCCAAAUAAUGAACCACACAACAGCCAAAGACCUCGUGCCAGCACUGGCUAUCGAUAUCUUCCUCAACUUGGACCUCAAUCACUGGCGCCAUCGAGAGAGGAAAGUCUUCAUGAGAAACAAUCAUGUAAUCUCACAGUGUGCGACAGGCAAAGUUCUGAGGAUCAAUUUCUGGUAA